UGUUGUAAAGUCAAAGGCAGGUGAAGUAGUUCAACAGAGAUAAAUCGUGUUGGCCGAAUUACGUCGCAAAAAAGCCCGCAUCACCAAACAAAGGGACACGCGAGGCCUGCCGAGGUCACUGUCGGGCCGAGCAGACACGAGGAGGGGCGCUGAAUGAUCGGUGAGGGGCGGCACUCGCCCGUCGAAGACCCUCCGCCAGCAGCAGAAGCUCUUCCCUCGGGACGCGCCACCAGCAGCAACAACAGCCCUGGCCGGGCCGACUCAGUCGUCGAGGACGACGCAGCCACCAUUUCGGGCAGACGACUGCUCUCCUCCUCGAGCUCGGUCGACGAGGAGGCCGAAGGGGCGGCAGUAGCAGGGGUGCCCAGCGUCGCUUUCACCCCUACCAUCGGGCCCCCGACCAUGGACUCGCCCUCGAGACACACCAGGGAGUCGCAACCCCUCCUCGGACGCACCGAGUCCGACAUCACCUUCAACCAUUUCCCUGAGGACCCGCAUUUUACGGACUUGUUGAAAAAUGCAGAAAGUGCCAUCGAGCGGGGCAUCCUCCCCGAACGCAUCUACCAGGGCUCGAGUGGAAGCUACUUUGUCAAAAACAUUGAAGGGAAAACCAUUGGAGUGUUCAAGCCGAAGGACGAAGAACCGUACGGCAGGCUGAACCCCAAGUGGACCAAAUGGAUGCACAAACUGUGUUGUCCGUGCUGCUUCGGCCGCUCGUGUCUUAUCCCCAACCAGGGCUACUUGUCCGAAGCUGGGGCCAGCCUGGUUGACACCAAACUCGGCCUAAACAUUGUGCCAACCACAAAGGUGGUGAGACUGGUCAGUGAAACUUUCAAUUAUUCCCGUAUCGACCGGCAAAAAGCGAAACUGAAGCGAAACAUCGACAAGCGCUUUCCGAACGUGGGUCGCCACUUUCACCGCAUCGGCCUUCGUCCUAAGGUGGGUUCCUUCCAGCUGUUUGUGGACAGUUACAAGGACGCCGACUACUGGCUGCGGCGCUUCGAGAGCGAGCCACCAAACGUGGACGUGCAACGCAAAUUCCAGCUGCAGUUCGAGCGUCUUGUGGUGCUCGACUACAUCAUCCGCAACACGGACCGUGGCAACGACAACUGGCUCAUUCGUUACAACUCGCCAACGGCCAAAAACGGCACCGCGCCGCCCCAACCUGGCGAGCUGCAGGAAACGACGCAGUCUUGGUCAGGCAGUCAGCAAAUCAUUAUCGCGGCCAUCGACAACGGGCUGGCUUUCCCGUUCAAGCAUCCCGACUCGUGGCGUGCCUACCCGUACCACUGGGCGUGGUUGCCCCAGGCAAAAGUGCCCUUCAGCGCCGAAACGCGCGAACUCGUCCUCCCCCAGCUCUCGGAUCCUGAUUUUGUCGAAGACCUCUGUGCCGACCUCUAUCAACUACUGAAGCAAGAUAAAGGUUUCGAUCGGCACCUGUUCGAGCGGCAGAUGUCAGUGAUGCGAGGACAGAUCCUUAACCUGACGCAAGCUUUGAAAGACGGAAAGAGUCCUGUGCAGCUGGUUCAAAUGCCCGCAGUCAUUGUGGAAAGGUCCAAUGGGCAUGUUGGAACAACCUCGCGUUUCCGAGACUUCAGCAACCAGUUCACCCAGAAAUUCCAGAAGCGAAAUCCGAUCUUCUCUUGGUGCUAACCACCGCUUGAACGAUAUCAGAACGGACAGAGCUUAUCUUUCAAUCUGCCAUCGUUGUAAAUAAUAUUUUGUGUUAAGCUUCAGUUUUGUGAUGAUUCGUUUGUUUCCAUCGUGAACGACUUGUCACGUUAUCUAUCCGAGUUUUUGUGUUCCGUCACACAAAAGACUGUGAUCAUUGUCCAGCUGACGCAAUCCAGCUCUCUUGACGCUGAUGCUGCUUUGUGUUCCCAACGCUUUUGCUUAUUUUGGUAAGAGGAGGUACCUGCAUGGCAAAUCUUCUCUCCUUUGAUGGUACAUGAGCCCUAAAAAUACUGCUAGUCAGCCCAACAUUCAAUGUUCCAGUUUCAGUCAAGGAGUAGAAACUUACUGUCAAUUUGGACUGACGGAAAUUCAAAAUUCACUCUCGUGCGAAAGCGACGUCAAAAAUCAUUCUUCGGCACCACCAAUUGAGCUCAACUAAUGUUAAUUAAUCAAUGAAUUGUAGUUAGACUUUGAUGACAAGUAGAACAGAUAAUAAUUAUUACCAACUCGGCCCACCAGCAAACCAAUCAAUUUUAACUACUACAUGCACUGUACUGCUGAGCAAGUUUAUACAUUAUAUGAUACCUCCACCUGAUUAAUGUCAAGUUAUCAUGUGAUAUAAUUCAUAAUUUGUAUGCAUUUUAGCUUUUAUUUUGUAAAUAUCUAGCCUGCUUGCUGAAUCAAUUUUCUAAGCUAAAAUAUCAAGCAGAGAGAGUUCCAAGCGCGGUCAAAGUUUCAAAUACUGUGAAAAUGAAAAGGAGAUUUCCUGAAAAUCAAAGUUUAAUUUGUAAUAUUGGCAAAAUGACUGUGAAAACUAUCUGCACCUGUACAUUAUGGUAAAUGCUGAGUUUGUGCAAGUCUAAAUAAACAUAAAAUCAGAUUUAUCCAAA
Molecule: messenger RNA, 2564 nt
Organism: Cloeon dipterum
Lineage: Eukaryota; Metazoa; Arthropoda; Insecta; Ephemeroptera; Baetidae
Gene: Pi4KIIalpha
Product: phosphatidylinositol 4-kinase II alpha
Exons: 8
Coding region: 154-1653 (499 amino acids)
Biological process (GO): Golgi organization; phosphatidylinositol phosphate biosynthetic process; endosome organization
Cellular component (GO): endosome; trans-Golgi network; plasma membrane
Molecular function (GO): 1-phosphatidylinositol 4-kinase activity
Source: RefSeq, a predicted model, not a curated record